GCCGUCUGCGCUUGAACGCUGCGGAAAUUUCCCAUGUCAACGACCAGAAGUUGGAAAAGUUGAGUUUUCAUAGCACAUGGGUUCGGUAUAUCAUGAACUGUGUUGCCACUGUAAGGUAUCUCUUUCUCUUUGUCAGCGACCAGGAACCAAGUCAGCGACUACUGCACCCGGAAGCUCCGAGGUCGCCAAGAACGCUGCGUCCCGGAUCGGAUCAACCGAUCGAUCAAGCGAGCGCUGCUUCACCGGCGGCAAAGGUGAGCGGCGACCCCGAUGGCGGCCACACACGGAGAACCCCGGGCGCCGGUUGCAGUGGUGAGUCCGCAGUUGUGCAUGCCGUACAUGGUGCCGCUGACGGUGACCAAGAAGGCCUUAAGUUUCACCGGCGGCGACUUCACUGUCACCGACGCCAAUGGCGCCGUCGUGCUGCAGGUCAAGGGCGUCUUCUUCAGCGUGCCCAACCGCCGGGUCAUACUCGACGCCGCCGGCCAGCCCAUCCUCACCAUGCAGGAGAAGGUAUUUAGUAUGCACGACCGAUGGGAAGUGUUCAGAGGGGAUAGCACGAAAGCAAGCGAUUUGCUCUUCUCUGCGAAGAGAACUUCAAUCUUCCAACUGAAGACAAAGAUGGCUAUCUUCAUGGCUCGGAACACCACAGAGCAGGUCUGUGAUUUUAUGAUCAAGGGUAGCUACUCCGAGAAAUCUUGCGCCUUCUAUCUAGGCAACUCGGAUACCAUGAUUGCUCAAAUGAAGCGUAAGUAUACUGUCUCCAAUGUACUGCUCGGAAAGGACACGUUCAGUGUUACCGUAUUCCCUCACGUUGACUAUGUGUUCAUCGCGUCUCUUGUUGUGAUGCUGGAUGAGAUUCACAGUCACAGGCAAGCUGGAAAUCACCAAUGAUCACACCAAUCCCAAGCUUCAAUCAACUCGAACAGCUAUCGUAUCAUCACAAGUUGCUAUUAUCAACAGUGUUAUCCGAUUCAGGCUUGCAUGUAAAAUUGUGCUAGCAAGAUAAAACUACUGAAAUUUUCCUAGUUUAUGCUGAUGUACAAUAAUGCAUAUUUGCUUUUUCA
Messenger RNA from Phragmites australis (common reed), 1067 nucleotides. Its product is annotated as protein LURP-one-related 15-like. The transcript is spliced from 3 exons. The record is from RefSeq and is a predicted model, not a curated record. Lineage: Eukaryota; Viridiplantae; Streptophyta; Magnoliopsida; Poales; Poaceae. Bases 271 to 894 code for a protein of 207 amino acids.